AUGGAUACACGGGCAACUGGCGAACUGUUCAAGGCGACUGAAGCGGAGAUCAGGCAACAUACUGGCGUUGGUGAAGGAGAAAGCGGUGAAGACAACGCAAGUCAGGCCAGCACCGAAAUAUACGCGCGCGAAAGUACAGACUACGGUGUGAGUGAUGUGGGGUGCUGGAGUCCUGCAUUAGACUAUUGCAGCGACUAUAUGUCAAGCAGUCCAGACAACAGGGUUGGUAGCAACACACCAACCAAAUUAACAAGUGAAGGCAGCAACAGCGACGAUGAGUGGUAUCGAGGCGAAAUAGCAAGAGCGCCCACGCCGAUCGAGGUGUCAUCAGACAGUGAAGAUGAACCACGCCGAGGCGAAAUGACCAUCGCGGAGGAAGAUUGCCAACGUCCAGGUGAGGGUUAUGUGGAAUACGUUCGUGGCAUCACCAUGACGAUGCGUAUUUUUAAUGGAGCCACGCAGAACACCGAAGCAUGGCGACAACCACCUGCGCAGGCGUUGUGCGACGUAGCAGCGGCGACAAUAACAACUGAUAAUAGAGAUGACGAAGGCUGCGAAGAUGAUAGUGCGCUCACCCUGUCGGUGGAGGAAGACCGCGGGUUGGAGCAGUGGUUGGAGGAGUUAGCCAGCAUUGAAGCAGAGCAGGCAGACCCAGCGGUUGUACGGGAGAUCGAGCGAUGGUUGCAGGAAGAUGCAGCAAAACCAGCAACAAUACCCGUUACCAUGGGAACUGGUAAGGGUCACCGAAGAGCGGCUUCAACGGCAACCAAGAAGACGCCAAACAUUCAGGCAUGCGGUGGGUACAAUUGGGUACCGUGUUCGCAUUACAGGCGCGGGGAUGGUGACGAUCACGCGUCCAGAGAGAAGUAA
Molecule: messenger RNA, 870 nt
Organism: Rhagoletis zephyria (snowberry fruit fly)
Lineage: Eukaryota; Metazoa; Arthropoda; Insecta; Diptera; Tephritidae
Source: RefSeq, a predicted model, not a curated record